Sciurus carolinensis (gray squirrel) is the source of this 1124-nucleotide messenger RNA. RefSeq lists its product as uncharacterized. The record is from RefSeq and is a predicted model, not a curated record. The transcript is spliced from 2 exons. The coding region runs from base 105 to 1046 and encodes 313 amino acids. Lineage: Eukaryota; Metazoa; Chordata; Mammalia; Rodentia; Sciuridae.
UCCUGGUCACCCUGGGAGCAGCCUUCCCGCCCAGGGAGGCAGGGUGAGGUCAGGCAGGGCCGGGCGGGAGGCCAGCCCCGAGGCGCAGCACCGGCGAUGAGCUCAUGGCCCCGCCGCCCUCCCAUCUGGCUCCCAGCCCCGGUGUUGGCAGCAGUAACUUGGCGCAGAGCGUGGGCAGGGCCGGGCUCGCGGAGGAGCCGCGGGGCCAGCGAGUGGUGAUGGAGAAAGCAGAGGACUCGGUCAGGAGGCCAGGCCCAGCCUCCCACGAGCUGUGUGGCCUCGGGCCUCCUUACCCCUCGUGCCUGGGUGUCCUCAUCGGGGACAGGGGCGGGGGCAGUAAAACAGCUGGCGUUUCUGGAGCUGAGCGGGGCCUGUGCUGGAUCCCCAGACCCGCUCAUCCGCCUGGCUCAUCCCCUCACGCAGACGGGACGCUGCCCAGAAAGGGCCCCCGUUGGCCCAAGGUCACACAGCCAGUGCGCGUAGGACUUGGUUCGAGGCUGGUGGUCAGCAGUCCACGCCCUCGGCGCCUUCGGUCCUCACUGCUUCUCUUCAGUGUCUACACCCCGAGGUGCUUGGGAGUUAAAAUGGACAACUGUGUCCGGGAGAGGCAAAGCCAGACCCAGAAGCAGAUUGGGAGCUGCCAGAGGCCGGGGGCCGGGGAGACCCUGCCUGUUGGAACUGGGGUCUCGGGUGAUGAACAUGCCCUGGAGUCGGUGGCGGUCCUGGUCCUGGGGUCAGCGAUGCGCGGUGAGGGCGCGUUGACGGCGCGUGCCCGGGUCCUCUCGGCGGCGGCGUGCGCACCAGGGCACCUCCGGCUGCCACUGACAGCGUCGCUGCCAGGGUCGUGGUGGGCGCAGCUGUGCGGGGAGUCGGCUGCAGGCAGGGGCUGGCCAUGCCAGGGUGGCGAGACCCCGGGCUCUGGCAUGAGGCGGGCUGGCUUUGGCCCCGACCCCGCCUCUUCCUGCCGCCAGGUCUCGUUUCAGGGGCAGAUGGCAGGAGCCCACCAAGGUGGGCUGUUCCGGCAGCACCUCAUCACCCGAGGCUGAGAAACCGGGCGCUUGGCUGCAGGGGGACCCCGCUGCGCCUCUGCUUUCUAUAGGCUCUGCGUAGUGGGGACCAGCGCG